Molecule: messenger RNA, 1275 nt
Organism: Stegodyphus dumicola
Lineage: Eukaryota; Metazoa; Arthropoda; Arachnida; Araneae; Eresidae
Source: RefSeq, a predicted model, not a curated record
AUGACUCCCCUUAUUGAAAAUAUUGACAUCCCCAGGGAUAUUUCCUUAGCUGAUUACAGAUUUAACACACCUGAGGAAAUUGAUUUAUUACUGGGUGCAGAAUGUUUCUUUGACUUAUUAAAAUCGGGUCAAGUUCGCAGCGCGACAAAAGACUUAUUGUUCCAGGAAACGGUUUUUGGAUUCGUAGUUAGUGGUAUUGUGCAUAAUUCACCACUUGAAUCACAAUACUGUGGUCUGCUUACGCAAAAUGAAAAAAUUGAAGAAACAUUGCAAAAAUUCUGGGAGGUAGAAAAUAUUAAUUUUCCGGAUUCAGCACUUAGUCCUGAAGAGAAAUAUUGCGAAAAACAUUUUAAUGAAACUCAUUAUCGAACCUCGGAAGGUCAGUACGUCGUAUGCAUGCCCAUGAAGGACUCUGAAUUGUUGGGCGAGUCUAGAUAUUUAGCAGAGAAAAGACUUAAUCAGGUUUGGGAACGAUUGGGUCGGGACUCGAAUUUACAACGAUUGUAUUCUGAAUUCAUGCAAGAAUACAAGGAUUUAAAGCAUAUGGAACUAGCUGAGGGAUCUGAAUCCAUAAAUGAUUCGUACUACCUGCCUCACCAUGGGGUUUACAGACCAGACAAAAGUAGUACACGUUUAAGAGUGGUUUUUAACGCCUCAACUGCCACGACAUCGGGAUUGUCAUUAAACGAUAUUUUGUUGAAGGGAAGAAUUCCACAGCAGGAAUUAUUUUCUAUAAUGGUUAGAUUUAGAAAACAUCGCUACGCCUUCACAGCAGAUGUACAAAAAAUGUAUCGACAGAUUCUAGUACAUCCUCCACAAAGAGACUUGCUCAGAAUUCUAUGGAAAGACAGUGUUGAUGCACCAGUGCAAACUUAUAAGCUCAACACAGUAACGUAUGGGACGUCAAACGCUCCCUAUCUAGCAACUCGAGCUCUUAAACAGUUAGCUAUAGAUGAAAGCCAAAACUUACCUCUAGCAUCGUCCGUCGCUCUUACUGACUUCUAUGUCGACGACAUACUUUCCGGAGAAUCAUCACUCGAAAAGGCUAGAAUUCUACAAUCCCAAUUAAUAGAUUUGUUAAAAUUAGGAAAAAUGGAAUUGCAUAAAUGGCGUGCAAAUCAUCCAGAUCUGCUUGUGUCUGAAAAUAAGGUUACCGCUCAUUCAGAAUACACUUUUGAAGAGCAACAAGAAUCUUCGUCCGUAAAAACUCUUGGUGUCCUAUGGAAUCCUCAGACUGACUGUUUUUUUGUUUACAAUGACCAUUCCUCACUCUAA